This is a messenger RNA of Rhodamnia argentea, 1732 nucleotides long. Its product is annotated as disease resistance protein RUN1-like. The coding region runs from base 158 to 1732 and encodes 524 amino acids. The record is from RefSeq and is a predicted model, not a curated record. Gene Ontology annotation, molecular function: ADP binding. Lineage: Eukaryota; Viridiplantae; Streptophyta; Magnoliopsida; Myrtales; Myrtaceae. The transcript has 3 exons. Gene Ontology annotation, biological process: signal transduction; defense response.
UGAGUUUCUCUGUGCUCGGAUUUAAUGUGCUUUUUAUGCUGGAGUGAUCGAUCUCGUCAACUUCGGCUUAGAUAUCGUCAUUGCCAUUUGUUGGGGCUGAUGCGGGCUAGUUUGCUUCCUGAUUUCCUUGAGCAAUUUUUUUAUUUGAACAUCGGGCAUGUUUUACUAUCUUUUUUGUAGAAAUGCAGAAGAUGGUGAUAGUGGAGCAUCUGGUUCGCCGACUGCGUUGACAGAAACUAAUUCCGGCUCAUUUAGUUUACCAGAAACUAAUGACAGUGCAUCUAGUUCAUCAAUCGAGCUAAUCGGAAACCACUACGAUGUGUUCUUGAGCUUUAGAGGCCCAGAUACUAGAGAGGGCUUUACUGAUCACCUCUACAAUGGGCUCGUCGAUGCCGGAAUUCGUGCUUUCAGAGACGAUAAUGAGCUCCGCCAAGGUGAGAAGAUUGGCCCAGAUCUUUUGUCAUCCAUCCAGAAUAGUAAGAUCCUGAUCCCCAUUCUUUCAGUAAAUUAUGGUUCGAGCAAAUGGUGCCUUGAUGAACUGGUUCAAAUAAUGGAGUGCAAGAAUAGUAAUAUGAGGCAUAUAGUGUUGCCAAUAUUCUACAAAGUGGAACCAGCCCACAUCCGAUAUCAAUCCGGUAGUUUUGGAGAUGCAUUUCGUAGGCGUUUCAUAGCAGCUGAUGUACCACUUUUGGAGUUUUGGAGACACAUUUUGCAUGCGCUGCAUGCGUUUUGGAGACAUAUUUCUGCGACACCGAAGCGAGAUAGGAGGCCUAUCGACCCAACAGUUUUGGAGAAAUGGAAGCAAGCACUCAAAGAAGUCAGUUCCUUGAAAGGAUGGGAAGCCAAAGGGUAUGAAGGAGUAUUGGUGAGAUCGGUUGUCCAAAAAGUGUUAAGGGAGUUGAAGAAAGACUUUGAGUUGGUUAUUCCUGAGAAUUUGGUUGGAAUUGAUAAUCAAGUGGAGAAGGUUAUGGAAUUUGUAGAUAAUCAUGCUAGUGCUACCCUAUUUGUCGGAAUCUACGGAAUGGGAGGCAUUGGUAAGACAACUUUUGCUAAAACUAUCUAUAACAAGCUCUCCAAUCAAUUUGAAAAUUGUAGCUUCAUUGCUGAUAUCGGGGUUUCAUGUCAGCAUAAUGGCCUUGAGUACUUGCAGAAUCAGUUAAUCUUUGACAUAUUGAUGCAAAAAGAUCAAAUUUGCAAUAAGGACGAAGGGACUAAGUUCAUCUCAUCCAAGUUUGGAGCUAAGAAAGUUUUGAUUCUUUUGGAUGAUGUAGAUGAGGAAGAUCAGUUGGAAGCUUUAGCUGGAAGCCAUAAAUGGUUUUCUUCGGGAAGUAGGAUCCUUAUUACCACUAGAAACAAGAGUAUUCUUGACAAUGGUAGGGUCGACUACCACUAUGAACUUGAGGAACUAGAUAUGAAUCAAUCUUUGAUUUUGUUUAGUAGACAUGCAUUUCGAAUGAACUCCCCUCCAAUGGAAUUUGAGGACCUCACUCAUAAGGUCGUAUCCACCACCAGGAGGGCUCCCCUAUGUCUGGAGGUUUUAGGUUCAUUUUUGUGUGGAAAAGGGCCAACAAUAUGGAGAGGAUUUGGUUAUUAUUCAACUGGUUGUGAUGUAAAUGCUGAAAUUUUUGUAAGAGUUUCUGAAGGCACUUCUAAAGAAACAGAAUCAUCAGAGGACCAGGAGCUCAAUGCCGGGACUUCUCCAGACGCUGACUAUGCAUCCUUCGAACGGUAA